AUGGAUUCCUUUUUCGGCUUCGAUACCAGUCUGCCGGAAGACAUCUCGGACGAGGAGGAGUAUGACGCCCUGAAUGACGAAACGUUCGGUGCGGCGGACAAGGGCGACUGGAAGGACAUCCACGAGCAUCUCGUGCGGCUGGAAAGUUGCAGGAAUGGGGGGCGAACCGGUUCCUUCCUUGGGGAGGAUGAGGACGACGGGGGCAGCAGCGACAACAACAACAGCGAGAGCGGCCGUAGCAGUGUGGUGGCCCAAAGCAUUGGCGAUGAGUUCGCGAACAAGCUACGGCUGGAUCCGAGCAUCUGGGGUAGCCCGGCGAAGGUUCCGGCUCCGGUGCAGCCACCGUACAGCGAUUAUAGGCCCAGCGGUACGCCAUUUUCUGCCCUGCCACCACAGCAGAGCGCCUUUCGACCACCGGAACCGGCGCAUCCGAUCGGGGGAGGUGGCCUGCCGCCAAAACCGCCUCCCUCACUGCCACCGGGCUUGUUUCCACCCAUGAAGAUGCUGUCAGUGGAGGACAUUGAACGAACCAUCAUCCAGCAUCAGCAUCAGCAAAAUCAGCAUCAAAGUAUGCUGCAAAAGCAAAUGUCACAGCAGCAGCAGCAGCAACAACAACAACACCAACUCCAUUACCAUCACAACCAAUUUCACCAGCAGCAGCAGCAGCAGACACUGCAACCAUUCCGCACACCGGCACCGGUCCCGGCCCAACCACCACCACCAGUGAAAGCUCGCGAUCAUUUCACACCCGCCAAGGAGGUAAAGAGUAUGCAGCCGCCGAUCCCGAUGAUCUCCUCGCCAGUAGCAGCACCACCGUUACGGGUACCACCGGCGCUGCUCACCCCGCCGCUUUCGCUGCUGGGCGCCCGAAACGCCGGCCCCGCUGCCCUGUUCCCGCCCGGACCGUCGCAGCCACCACCGCCGGCACCUCCGCCUCCCAUGCUGAACAACGCGAACCGUAUUCCGCUUGGUUUGCUGCCGUACAAAAUGCUAGCCGCCCGACCGUACUCGACCCCGUGGCGUAUACAACUUGAAACAAACCACGCCCCACGAACCACGAUGGCCUCUUCCUCGUCCAGCAGCAGCAGCAGCAGCAGAAUGUCGGUGAUGGACCGCGACCUCUGUCUGCUGCUGGUGGAGAUGUCGUCCGAGAAGGUAACCGUGCGGCAGAAGGCGUUCAACAAGAUGAGCACCAUCCUGAACAACCGGGAGGACGAUUUUCUCGACUACAUGGCAUCGGAUGCGUUCGAGACGCAGUGGUGCGCGGUGCUGGAUGCGGCUUACCACGGCAUACAGAAGCAGAGCUACGCCAUUACGACCCAGGUGCAGAGCAAGAACCACUACGUCGUGGUGCUGCACAAGCUCGUUGAGCUGGCGAUGGAUCGGGAUGCGCCGCAGCUACCGCACAGCCAGCUGAUCGGGUGCUUUGUGCGCGCGAUCAACGAUCAAGCGAUGCGGGACAGUUUUGGUGUGUGCUUUCUGCACGUGCUGAACAAGUUCGUGCUGUGCUCCAAGUGGUGCCUAACGCCGGUGAGCUACGAGCACUGGAAAGAAAUUCUUGACUGCUGUUUAGUGAUGCUGGAUACAGCGCACGUACCAAAGCACUUGGCGGCCAACUGUCUCUCGCUGGCUGUGGUGAAAUUUUUAGCCAACUGCUCGAUGCAAACACUGCUGGCGGACUAUUUGAGCCGGCUGAUUGUCCACCUGCGCCAGGCGGUAAACGAGAAGAAAAGUAACGUUUUAUGCGAUCUGAUAAACAUAGCUUUGUACAUAACAGAAGCGAUAGCGGUGGAUUGUAAGGCGAAGAUCAUUGCAUUCUUGGAGUCGCUCGUUCCAUGCACGGUGAAACUUUACAAGGAAGCAAACUUGCGCAAGGAACAGAAAGUGUCACUGUUCCGGUUGAUGCAUCUGUCGCUGAUAAUGUUGUACCCGGGAGGAAAAUCUCAUACCCUUGCCAAACCACUGACCCGAGGCGGUUUGCAGCAGGUCGAGGACGAUGAAGCGCGAAGGAAAACGUUGCGCGAAUAUCAUUACAUACUGACGAGUGAAAUGAAGGCACGGGAUCAGAGUUCGUUCUUUGGCUCGAAUGAGGCCCCUUUUGCUGAUGGUUUCAUUGACUUUGCCGCCCGGUUGUGUUAUACGGUGUACUGGAACGAGGAUAAUUGGAAGGAAUCUAGCGGCGAAGAAACGGCCGCAAAGCGAAACAAACAGUUUAACAAACUGCAAAGCAUCAUGGAGAUGGUCGACAGAUAUGAGGCAGCACUUACUAGCGACGACUAUGCGCAACUGUUGCAACUGUUGUGCAAUGUGCAACCGAGCCUACAAUCGCCGCACGAGCAUGAUGCUUUCUACCAGUGCUGUUCCGUGCUGCUCGCGUUCGAACAAAAGUCAACCCAUCGAUCGUUGAACACAGCGGCGGCCAGCGGUGAAUCGAUUGGCGAGCUUUGGGCCAAAAUGAUAGCCGCUGCGUUCCGUGCCUGCACCAACACCGCCGCAAGAACGUGCGCUAAAUCCAAUCUCCUGCUGCAGCUAUUGAUUCGCCAUCGAAAGUAUCCGAACGUCGGCUUUCUAAACAGCACCGUGCUGGAAGCCUUUUACACCUAUGCCGUGGAGAAGACGAACCUUAACGUCGGCACGGUGCUGUCCAUCCUGGAGACGGUGGGCAACGCCGAGUGUCUCGGCAGUGUCGACGGUGUGCUGACCAAGCUGCUCAACUAUCUCUAUCCGCAGACGCGCGAAACACAGUCGAAAGCGAUACUGCACGCAAAGGAGCGGCUGAGCGCAAAGACGCUGGCACGCAUUUCGAUCCUUUGCGUGGUGACUACAUGUUGCGCAAUGGAUGAGACAGAGCGGCACACACACGCCGGAGUGCACGAUACCUUUUACCGGGAGCGAGACGGGCAGUUGCAAACGCUCGAGCAAAGACUUCGCUACCAUAGUUUAGAGGAAUUGCUAGCGUUGGAGCAGCACAAAAAGGAAGGGAUUGAUGCGGAAUCACCCCAAGGCAGCGCACGAAUCUCUUACAACAUAAACGAACCACUGUUUUUGCGCCUGUGUGAGGUAGUAAGCUUCGACAAGCAUAUCCUGCCCGAUGGGAAUUAUUUUCUAGCCGAUGGAUUGGCAUGCAUCUGCGACGAUUUGGAGUUGUACCUGGAGAUGCUCAACAUUUUGCAGCUGCACGCCGCGUACGAUGAGCAGCAGUGCACCAGGAGCCCACUGUACAAAAAGGUUCUGCUCAAGUUCGACCUACUAAACGGUGGAUUUGAGCGGCUGUUGAAAAACGAUGCGGCCUCCACGCUAAAUCUCAUCAAAACCAGGAACCUUGCCGAGCGAUUGUUGGCCAUCUUUCGUGUCCCUUACCAUCCGUCGUACGAAGGGCCAAGCCUGAACGAGGCUCACGAGCUGCUGGAUCGGUUGGAACUGAAUGUGUUCAGCAGUUUGGAUUUGUUCUAUCUGUUUGAUCUGUGUCGAAUACUGCUGGCGCAAACUUCCCAUGAGGUGGUGGCCGUAUGGGUACUGAGAAACCUGGUAGAUGUGUGCAAAAACCACUACACCAAUCCUGACAUUACGGAGCAGAUUAUCGAUCUGUACGGUGCUUUAACCGCCUUCGUGAGCCCGUACGAAGACAUGAUCCGCAACGUAACGAUCGUGCUGUACUCGUUCGUAAAACAGUGCGCCAAACACACGUACUCUACCGAGCUGCAGGUGAAGAUACUGGCGCAGGUGAAGUAUCUGCUCCGCGCUUACCCGCAGCACAUCCGUACGCCAACGCACGAGAGCAUCUACAACGGAUUGGUGCCGUUGCUGAGCAGCCCAAGCUAUCGCAUCAAGCUGGAAGCGGUCAGGAAUAUUCUGCACUUCAUGCAGCUCGAAUGGUCACAUCCUGACCUUUCUUCGGUUCCGUGCAGCUUUUACGAGUUUCAGCUGCAACUGUACGAUCAAAUUCAGUUCGAGGAGCUACUAGCGACCGACGGUGGGAUGGACAUGAACGAUGAGAGAAUGAACGUGAUUAGCGGCUGCCUUCAGCUGCUGUUGGGCAUCUUUCGCAUUAGCUUCAUGCUGCGUCGGCGCGCGUUGUGCGAUUUUGUGCUGCUCGUUCAGUUGGGAAGCGUAAACGAUGACAAAAUGGCAAACACCAUACGGCUUAUGCGCACCUCCAGCGAUAUCGACUUCUGCCAGCUGCUUCAAGCUAACCUGGACACCGUACUCGAGCUAUGGCUAACCAAAGGGAAUCGGUUGCUGCAUUUCCCGUUCCGUCUAGCGGGAAAGAUCGCCACGAUCGAAGAGUUUAUCCAACUGUUCAAGAAAAACAUUUCCUUCGUCAUACUCUGCAUGCAGCCGGAACGGUUCGAACAGUUCUGCAAAUCGAUUGGCGUACAGCAGGCAGAAAUGGUGAAGAGUAUACUGCCGAAAUGUGUUUCGUUCCUUCUGCCCAAGUACGCCAAAUGUGAAGGGAUGGCGCCCAAGUAUGAUGCAAUAGCUAGUCGGAUGCACAAAGCACUUGCCCCUAUAAUAAGCACGGUAGAUCUUAAAGAUUACGUGUCGGAAAUUAUCAAACAUCUCACCCACCGAUUGAACGAUCACGUUGAGCUGGGCAAGCUGUUGGACCAGGACCUGCCAAGCUGCUUCGUUGCCGAUCUGUCGCUUAGCAAAGCCACUUACUCGACGGCGCUCGAGCACCUGAAACAGUCGGUAUGGGGAUCGCAAUCGUUCAAGUACACGCUGCUGAGCAAUUUGUGUUUUAAAAACAGCUCACCAAUUGAACGCACCCUAACGGAUGUCAAACGCUGGCUUUGGGCGGCUGAUGAACCGGAGCAGAAAAUGGUACAUCUCUUCCAGUACACGGUGUUUCUCGACCAUCUGAAAGAGUACAUCGGACAGCAGAAGGAACGCGCGUUCAAACCCUAUCUCGUGCGAGAUGUGGUGUAUUUCCUGUGCAACUUGUUGUCCUCCUUUCCCGCCCUACGACUUGCCACGCUCAACAGCUUCGGGCGGUUCCUGGAGCACGUGGUCGCAUCUAGCGAUGCGUGCGAGCUGCUCUCGGAACAUUUGCACUUCAUAGUGUCAUCAUUGCUGGAGGUGGAAAAUGUCGAUCCGGCAUCGGAGAUUUCUCAAAAAUCGCUAACUCUGCUACGGUUUCUGAUCUUACAACACUCUGCCGCGUUUGCGGGUGCGAUCGGUAAGCUGAAUUAUCUACCAAAGGACGAACGAUUCGAUCAGUUGCGGCUUGCUAUAUCGCGCCAAAAAACGAUCGGUCAUGAAAAUGUGCUGCCAAGGGAAGAAAUCGCGGCGCUGAUUGAGUUGCCCAAUUUAAGAUACGAAGAUUUGGCUGCGCUGAAGAUUGUGCUCACCACCAAAAAGAAAGAUCUAAAAUUAUUGUGCGAUGAGCUGAGCGAGCAAAGCGCAUCGUCGGGCGCUAAUGGGGAAAGCGUGCUUCAUCGGUUAGUCUACACUUUGCUGGAAGUUGUGCGCAGCUCCCCGUUCGACAAGCGAUCGAUGGAAGCUCUCCGAUGUUUGAGUGAAAUAGGACCGAUCGAUCUGGGAACAAUGCUGUUAAAAUCCGACGCAGAAAUGAUUGCUUACGAUACGGUACAGCUUUAA
Anopheles merus is the source of this 5601-nucleotide messenger RNA. Its product is annotated as serine/threonine-protein kinase ATM-like. The coding region runs from base 1 to 5601 and encodes 1866 amino acids. The transcript has 12 exons. Lineage: Eukaryota; Metazoa; Arthropoda; Insecta; Diptera; Culicidae. The record is from RefSeq and is a predicted model, not a curated record.